AUGAACUCAGCUUCUAGCAAUUAGUUGCUUCAAAAACUUCAAAAUUUGUAUUCUACAUAAAAGAAAGCUAGCCAACACUCACAUUCACCAAUUAAGCCAAUUGCCACUAAAGAAAUCAACUAAUUGCUGUAAAAGUCAUCACCAGUCCCUUACCUUUAAGUCAAACAAUAUGAUGUAGAAUAAUGGACUGAUCGUAUUGUUAGAUAAAUAGAUAAGCAUAAUUCAUUUACUUAAAAUGAAAUUCCACUUGAUAUACAACCUUAAAAAUACUCUAAUAUCAAUACACCUAUUGAACAAUCCUUGAUUAAAUCACUGGCACAUAUUGAAAAAUAGCUUAAAUAACUUAGAUAUUCUAAAGAUCAUGAUUAACAUACCUUUACAACCAUUAUAACAAAAAUGAAACUCUUUUGUCUUGAUAAUUCUACAAUUUGCUUUGAUUUUUAUAGAUGUACAGAUCUUAUUCUACUCAAAUUCAUGAUUUAUCUUUUAAUCUUAGAAUUAAACCAAUAAUCUAAUAAUAAUAAAAAAGAAUAAGUAUAAGAUUAGACUUAGCAAUUUCAAAAUAUGGUUAAGGAUAUAGUAACUAUUGUGUAUGA
This is a messenger RNA of Paramecium primaurelia, 596 nucleotides long. The record is from the annotation of a GenBank genome assembly. Lineage: Eukaryota; Ciliophora; Oligohymenophorea; Peniculida; Parameciidae.